CAUCCAUCUCAGCUCAACUUCCCUCGCUACUUUGGUCAACCUUCACAAUGCCCCUCACCCAUCUACCACCCGAGGUUCUUCUCAUCAUCGCGUCCUACCUGCGCCAUCAACGGGACGUCUAUGCACUUGUAUGCACCAACCGUCAGUUCUACCAUAUCUUAAGAGACUUUCUCUACCAAUACAAUAGCCGAUACUUCCACGCGUCAGCCCUGCCAUUCGCCGCAAAACACGGGAAUGAAUAUAUGGUCCGCAAGCUGUUGGACGGACUCAAGUCUGCCGUGGGAAAAUCGCGCAAGCUCCCAUGCUCGCAACGGCGCAAGCAGGCCAUCCAAGAUAAAGUUGUUCUGGAUUCCGGGUCCGAAAGCGACACCGUUUGGUCAGACGUAUCAGUGAAGAGUGAAGAUAUCGAAAUACCUUUCGUGACUGAUAUCAUAACCCACCCCCUGCGUGCGGCCAAGUAUACCACGACAGAUAUAAACACCAUCCAGUCGGCUCUGAUCGCAGCCAUACAAACUGGUCACAAGAACAUAGUGAAACUUCUUCUGGACUGGGGGGCGCAGGCAAACUUCUACCGGGGCCUUCGUCGUGUCAACCACUACCCGGAACCCCGCCGAUGCACGAAGGUGAUUUGCGUAGACUAUCCGCCGCUGUGUCAGGCCGUUCAGUGUGGCCGUGCAGCUCUUGUCAAGCUUUUGUUGGAACGAGGGGCGGAUCCUGAUCGAUAUUGCUACUCGCCGCUGUAUCAGGCUGUCGCGAGUAGUAGACGUGAUAUCAUCCAGAUGUUACUUCAACAUGGAGCUAAGUUUCACUCGCGCUCGUUGAAGCUGGCGGUCCAGCGGGCAGACAUGUCGAUGGUUCAAUUUCUGCUGGAGAACGGGGUCAGGGCUGACGAGUCGGGUCACUCGGCCCUGCUGGUGGCGAAGCGCAAGAGUAUGGAGGAUAUGGUAGAGUUCUUGCAGUCAAAGGGAGCCACUCUGGAUGUAGAGUUUGGGCCUAGUGAUGAUUCUGAGAAUGAUGAUUACGACGAAAGAUUGGAUACUUAUCUUCCCGAUUGGCGUUCUCCUAGUCUUCCGGCGGUUGGUGCAGGGGUUGAAGAUUUUGAUGAUGUGAGUGAUGGCGUUGGGCACAUUUAAUCAAAAUUGACAUGACGUCUUCUUUCUGGUAAUGGAGAAGCCACUGUGUGACCAGAAUCCAUGUGAGAUUCCCCAAACGAGCACUGUCUGUUCCUAAUCCGCGUAACGAAUGGGGCCUCUUCUCCAAGGCAUGUUUUUAUGGAUCAGAUCUGCACAAAAGGCAACACUCAUUUCUUGGUGUGCUCCCUGCUACAGAAUACGCCGUCCAUGCCCUUCAUCCAAGGGACUGCAUCGCAGGGAGCAUCUUCCUGCAGUCCAAGUACUCCGUUAGCAAGAUUGCCG
Messenger RNA from Aspergillus sclerotioniger CBS 115572, 1415 nucleotides. RefSeq names its product ankyrin. Bases 48 to 1133 code for a protein of 361 amino acids. Gene Ontology annotation, molecular function: protein binding. The transcript has a single exon. The record is from RefSeq and is a predicted model, not a curated record. NCBI's taxonomy places the organism in Eukaryota, Fungi, Ascomycota, Eurotiomycetes, Eurotiales, Aspergillaceae.